ACCCGGCAUCGGACCGCCCUGGAACGUCUCGUCUCUGUGAAGACUGAAGCAAUGCGGAUUCAAACGGAAUCAAACAGAAGCUCGCCUCAUCCAUGGCGUGUAAAGUGAACACUGUAGAUUAGAAUAGACCGCUUUAAGAGCAGUGCUCUUACGCUCUUGGUGCUUUAUCAAACAAUAACACUUAUGCGUAAUUGUAAGAAAUCCAGGCCAGGAUUUUGAAUAUCUGAAUAACAGCCGUUCUCUGGGCUCUGAAAAGGACACUUUCAAGUUGCAGCCGGUCAGAGCGAGCCUUGUGGGAAGGGGGUGUGUUGAAAUUUGGCAAAGCUUCCUGUUCGUCGUUUGAAUAGCACUGCUGAAUCUCCAUCAGGAGUUCUUCAAAGCAGUCAAGAAGAUACAAGGUGCAAGGAAGGGAAAAUGGUGCCGAAGACCAGGCUUGGGAAACGGUCCCCACUGGGCACCCUGGUGUGUGGUUCCUCAGCUGAGGGCCUGACAGAAACGGGACCCCUUGGAUGCCCGGAUAGUGGGCCUCACAGAAGAAAGCUUUACCCAGGACAGAAGGUGUAUGUGCACUGCGGAGGCCACGAAUGUGGAGGUGUGGUCGAACAGCAUAACCACGUGGACAAUGAAGUGUCUAUCUUCCUGCCGCAGCUCAACCAGCACGUUCAUCGCAAGCUGGAAGACGUGUGGACGAGCCCCACAUCCAGUCAUACCUCCUCAGUCUCCUCGUCCAUUGAUGUGCCAAGAAGGAGUCCAGAGACAGUGGACAUGGAUGAGAUUAUGGCUGCAAUGGUGCUUACAAGUCUGUCGUGCAGUCCAGUCAUCCAGCACUCAGCCCAGGGGAGCGCAACUCAAGCUUCAUGUGGAAUAGAAAAUGGUGGUGGCGAACUGUAUGAUGGUGGAUAUUGGAGCUGCGACCAUGGAAACGGAAGCCCCGCCCCAUCCCCACCCAUCGCAGAGAUGGACAAGAGCGCCCCUCACGUUGAUGAAGGCCUGGACAUGGAACUGGACCAAAUGUUGUUUAAUGAGCCAACGCCAAGGAAACGCAAGAACUCAGUAAAAGUUGCAUAUCGGUGCUUGUGGCCAAACUGUGGAAAAAUACUGACCACAGUAGUGGGCAUCAAACGUCACAUCCGAAAUUCUCAUCUUGGACAAAGUGAUGAGCAUUCCCAAAGGGAAGAAGACUUCUACUACACUGAAGUCUAUCAGGACUUGGAACAGACCACUCCCUCUGGUGGCCACCGGCCCUCCUGCACUUCUCCAUCCAGUCCCAGCCGGCACAGGCCCCCCUCUCCCACCACCCCGGAGAUGCUCCAGCUCAGCCCACUCAGCCAGUCCGCCCCUGGCAGCUUCUGGCAGGUCCAUUCUGAGCACUCUUACCAGGCUCCUGCACCCGUUCAGGUUGUGACUCCGAGCAAACCAGUGUCUAUUCCUGUGUCCUGUCAUUGGACUCCAUCUCUCACAGUUCACCAGAGCAAACAGGGCUCACCAUUCCGCCGUCGUUCAGUGAGUGUUGGUGAACAGUGGCUCCAGAAUAACAAUGCCACCUUCAGGCCACUUCCUGCCAGUGUUUCACCUCCAAGAAACCAUUGCACUUCAAGGAGGAUUCGGGGUGAAGCCAAGAAAUGCCGGAAGGUGUACGGCAUUGAACACCGAGACCAGUGGUGCACCGCCUGCCGCUGGAAAAAGGCAUGUCAGAGAUUCCUCGACUGAAUCCUUCUUUAGAUUGAUGGAAACAGAACACUAACCUUAUAGAGACCCACAAGAGGGGAUUGUACCUGGAACUAUGGUUGGAAGAAACCAAAAGAGCACCUUUUGUGACUUAAGACUUUUUCAGCUUUCAUUACAAUUGCGUGUUUUUU
Messenger RNA from Sinocyclocheilus grahami, 1859 nucleotides. RefSeq names its product zinc finger protein 395a (gene znf395a). Gene Ontology annotation, molecular function: RNA polymerase II cis-regulatory region sequence-specific DNA binding; DNA-binding transcription factor activity. The record is from RefSeq and is a predicted model, not a curated record. Lineage: Eukaryota; Metazoa; Chordata; Actinopteri; Cypriniformes; Cyprinidae. The transcript is spliced from 10 exons. Gene Ontology annotation, biological process: regulation of transcription by RNA polymerase II. Gene Ontology annotation, cellular component: nucleus. The coding region runs from base 415 to 1710 and encodes 431 amino acids.